Molecule: messenger RNA, 2019 nt
Organism: Culex quinquefasciatus (southern house mosquito)
Lineage: Eukaryota; Metazoa; Arthropoda; Insecta; Diptera; Culicidae
Product: sodium-dependent nutrient amino acid transporter 1
Exons: 4
Biological process (GO): sodium ion transmembrane transport
Cellular component (GO): membrane
Molecular function (GO): L-amino acid transmembrane transporter activity
Source: RefSeq, a predicted model, not a curated record
UCCAAAACGUCACCAUUUUUCGGAAAAUCCAUUUUCCACUUAAUUUUGCGAUCUGGACCACUGUGCAUUGGGGAAUCAACUGGAGAAGAUGCGGAUAGUGGGAUUACGCGUGAAAAGUGGAAUAAGAAAAUCGAGUUCCUGCUGUCCUGUGUGGCGCUUUCCGUUGGCUUUGGGAACGUCUGGAGGUUUCCGUACACGGCGCUCAAGAACGGCGGUGGAGCGUUCGUGAUCCCGUACCUGAUCGUGCUGUUUGUGGUGGGGAGGCCGCUGUACUAUCUGGAGAUGGUCAUGGGACAGUUUUCGAGUCGGGGGUGCGUCAAGGUGUUUGACGUGAGCCCGUUGAUGCGCGGGGUUGGAGUUGGGCAGACCAUUACCAUGUUCACGAUUGUGGGGUACUACGCAGCGCUGCUGGCGAUCGCGGUGCGGUAUUUUAUGGCCUCGUUUGAGGAUCCACUUCCGUGGACCAAAUGUCAACUUAGUUGGGAAGGCUGCAUCUCGUCGAACCUAUUAUUAGAGGUACACCAUGGAAAUCAUUCUGAGCCGAGAGUUGUAUCGGCGCAGCUGUACUUCAGUAAAACUGUCAUCCAGAUGGCCCCAAAUCUGGAGAGUGGCCUUGGUACUCCCGACUUGCGGUUGGCACUCUGUCUACUAGUCUGUUGGAUCUGCAUCACUGCCAUGCUGAUCAAGGGGAUCAAGAGCUCCGGCAAGGUUUCCUACUUCUUGGCCAUCUUCCCGUACGUUAUCCUGAUGAUUCUCCUCGUUCGAGCCUGCACACUGACAGGAGCCAUGGAUGGAAUUUCGUACUUUUUCAAACCGGACUUCAACGCACUGCUGAAUCCUAUGGUCUGGUACGAAGCAGUUUCGCAGUGUUUCUUUUCCCUUACGAUCGGCUUGGGAGCCGUCAUCGUGUACUCCUCAUUCAACAGCUUCUCCAACAAUAUCUAUCGUGACGCCAUGAUCAUCUCCUGGCUGGACACGUUCACCUCGAUCAUAUCCGGUGUCAUCGUGUUCGGCGUGGUCGGAAACCUAGCGCACGUGACGAACCGUAACGUGACCGAGCUUGAAGGUCUGGACGGCCCUUCGCUGACCUUCAUCACGUACCCGGACGCGAUCGCCAAGAUGGACUUUGCGCCCAACUUUUUCGCCGUCAUGUUCUUCCUGAUGUUCAUCCUGCUGGGACUCGGAAGCAACAUGGGCAUUGUUCAAACGAUACUGACCUCGAUUCGGGACCGGUACCCGCAGGUUCAGACGUGGAAGGCCGUGCUGGGCAUUUCGAUCGCUGGGUUUUGCUGCGGUUUGGUGUACAUCACGCCAGCUGGUCUGCACGUGCUCGGAGUUGUCGAGUACUACGGGGUGACGUUUGCGUCGUUGACGCUGGUGAUCCUGGAGGCCGUCACGUUUUGCUGGAUCUACGGCGUUAAUCGGGUCUGUCAGGAUAUCAAGUUCAUGCUGGACAUCGAAACCGGACUGUUUUGGAGGAUUUGCUGGGGACUGCUGAUGCCGGCGUGCAUUAUAGUGGUGUUCAUUCUGCGGAUCUUCAAGGAUGCCGAAGAAGUCCCAACCGGUUAUAAGGUUUUCGGAUGGUGUCUGUACGGAUUUACUACGUUGGUGCAGAUCGUUGGAUGGGGAUCUAAUGCGGUCCGGAAGCAGUCGGAGAAGCUUGAACUUUCGGCAAGGCUGGUAAAAGCGUCGCAACCUACGGAAGAUUGGGGCCCGGAGAGUACCUCCUUAAAAAAGGAUUACGAUGUUGUUAUGCGGCGGUAUCGGGAAAACUUUGAUGAUGGCAGCAAUGUUGUCAGGAGGACUUAUAGGAAAAUAUUUCAAUAGUUAGUUUUGAUGAUUUGGUGAAAUUCUUAGAUUCUUUCCAGUAGACUAGAUUUUUAAUUCUAUUACAGUUACUGCCUAAACGAAUCUUUAUUAUUUUAAGAUAUAAACCGGUAUGCCAUGUAAAAUAACAAUCCUAAACAAUACAGUUUUAAACUAAUAAAAUGCACUUUUAUAAUAAACACACAGUGUAUU